Molecule: messenger RNA, 624 nt
Organism: Echinostoma caproni
Lineage: Eukaryota; Metazoa; Platyhelminthes; Trematoda; Plagiorchiida; Echinostomatidae
Source: the annotation of a GenBank genome assembly
GUUCACGCAACCGAUUCCGAUGAAGGACCCAACGCACAGAUUCUGUACUCACUUUUAGACUUUGCAAACUUCAAAGUCGAUCCAAACACCGGAUGGAUUACCGCGAAUCGGGUGUUUGAUCGCGAGACACGUGAUUCUUACCAGGUGACAGUCAUUGCAUCGGAUCAAGGUGUUCCCCAAUUAUCCUCAUCCGUGCUACUCAACCUUACCAUUUUGGAUCGAAACGAUCACGCCCCUCGACUAGUGACAAACAGGGAUCAAAGCCGUGGUUCACCGGGUCGCCGGACGUCCGGGAAUCAAUUUGUGGUGGAUGAGAAUGCCCCGGCAAACACUUUUAUUGGAACGUUAGAAGCGGUGGACGAAGACAGUGCAGAGAAUGCCCAGUUGCACUACCAAUUGAUGGCAGAGAAUGAGCCGUUACUAAAAACACGAUUUAGUUUGCUGGCUAACGGAUCGCUAUUUACUGCAGUCACACUAGACCGAGAGGAGCAGGCAAACAAGUCCCUGACAAAUCCACUGUCUACCACCGCGACAGUCACCAUCAUUGUGCGUGACUUGAAUGACAAUCCCCCGGAAUUUAUCCGUCCAAAGGAGCUGAUACACACAACAUUCGAUUUCGAUUGA